Molecule: messenger RNA, 4186 nt
Organism: Ctenopharyngodon idella (grass carp)
Lineage: Eukaryota; Metazoa; Chordata; Actinopteri; Cypriniformes; Xenocyprididae
Product: alpha-(1,3)-fucosyltransferase 4-like
Exons: 1
Coding region: 654-1790 (378 amino acids)
Cellular component (GO): membrane
Molecular function (GO): alpha-(1->3)-fucosyltransferase activity
Source: RefSeq, a predicted model, not a curated record
AAUUUAGUGCAUGGUAUUAUGAAAAAUUACAAUGAAACGGUAUACAAUUGUUUCAAUACUUAAAAAUGUCAAACUUACUAGUAGAAAUAGCAGAAGUUGACUGAAGUGUUUUACAACAAUAAAUGCAAACCUACAAAAAAUAAGAACAUACACUGGAAUAAAUACAUUAAAAUGCUCAAAAAAAAAAAAAAAAAAAAAAGUGGACAGCCACAACUAUGAAUUGAUAUAUAUAUAUUUUUUUACUUGCUAUCCACUCGUGAGGGAUAAAUGUUGAAGUAGGUGAUUUGGUUUUCCUUUCCAGUUAAACCCAUAGCGCCAUGGGUGUAAACAAAGACCCCUUUAAGCUGUGACCCGGUGCCACGUCGAGCACCUGCAAUAUAACAGUAAAAGGACUUAAUUCAGGGUAAAGUACACACUCUCCAUAAGGACGUCGCAAACUCUGCGCUUUGAGCUUCAUAACAAGCUUUCCUGUAGAAACCGAAUGUGUAAUCUAUAUACAAUACACGAAAACAAGUUCAACAUUCAGAGCUAUUUUCUAAAGCCGGGUGAACAAGUUGGACUGACAUAAGAACGCGUUUUGUUCAAGGGAAUCACUUGUGCUGAACGGAUGAAGGACAAUUAGUGUAACAUAGAUAUAUGGACACCCACUCCAUAUGUGGACAGACAACAAUUCAUACAGAAAUACUCUAAGACCUGCAAAGGUGAGCAGCGCGUGCCGACAGAAACAAUGUCGCGUUGGGUUAAUAUUUCCGAAGUCAUACCAGUGGGUUUUCGCUCUGGCUUUGGGGUAUGCGAUUGUAUUAUUUGUUUUAAGUCUAACGAAUGUUCCCCUGUCGCGGUUAGAUGCAUCCACAGACGGUGGGUUGCGAACCGAAAACUCAAAUGUGACGCUUCUGAUCUGGUGGAGGCCCUUCGGUAACCGGGAUCCCCUGCCCGACUGUGCUGUGCGUUAUGGUAUCCAGGGCUGUACCCUUACCACGAAGAGAGGCGCGUACGACCACGCUGAUGCCGUUAUCAUACACCACCGCGAACUGAUGCGCAACUGGAGCGCGCUUCCCAGUGCUCCACGGCCUCCGCGCCAGAAGUGGAUCUGGAUGAACUUUGAGUCUCCGAGUCACUCCGGCUCUUUGAUUGGGCUAGAUGGGGUGUUUAACCUUACCAUGUCAUACCGUCGAGGCUCGGACGUCUUUCUGCCAUAUGGGUACCUGCAGCCCCGGUGGGAAGAAAGAGAUCCUACUCCACAGGUCAGUGCGCGGCACAAGCGUGGAAUUGUCGCGUGGAUAGUCAGCAACUGGAAUGAGCAACACAAAAGGGUGCGAUUUUAUCGGAAUCUCCGGCGAUAUGUACGUGUGGAUGUGUUUGGACGUGAUGCGCGUGAUUUGAUAUCUGAUAGCGUAGUGCGCACCGUAUCCCGGUAUAAAUUCUACCUGGCAUUUGAGAACUCUUUGCAUACAGAUUACAUCACGGAGAAACUGUGGAGAAACGCUCUUUUAUCAGGAGCAGUGCCAGUGGUUUUGGGACCGCCACGGGAGAAUUAUGAACUCUUUCUUCCUGCUGAUGCCUUCAUACACGUUAAAGACUUCAGCGGCCCACGGGCUCUUGCUGCGUACCUGAAACACCUGGACCGAAACCACUCCCUCUAUCAGCGUUACCUGAACUGGACGCGUCACUACAGCGUACAUGUGACGUCAUUCUGGGCGGAGCAUUAUUGUAUGGCCUGUAGAGCUGUCCAAGCCAGCAGACACCAGAACAAAUCGGUGUCUGAUAUUGCUCUUUGGUUUGAGUCUUGAUGUUUGCGGGAUUCUCUUCUUGUUUGCUUGUGUGCGCGCGCGCUUGGUAUUCGUUAUGGGAACCAAAUGUCCCCACAAGUAUAGUAAUACCAGUAAAUUUUGACCUUGUUGGGCACUCAUUUUUGGUCCCCAAACUCCCCAUGAGGAAAUACGCUUAUAAAUAAUACAGAAUGAUCUUUUUUGAAAAUGGAAAUCUAAUAUAGCAGAAAGUUUUCUGUGACGGCUAGAUUUAGGGGAUAGAAUAUACAGUUUGUACAGAAUAAAAACCAUUAUGUCUAUGGAGAGUCUUCAUAAAAUAUGGAACCCCAACGUGAGUGUGUGUGUGUGUGUGUGUGUGUGUGUGUGUCAGUAUAAUCACAUACUCUUUCACUGUUACCACUGCUACCACUGUCACAAAGUCUUACAUAUAUUGCAGGUUUAGGAAUUUUAAAUUACAUCAAUAUCAUGUAUGUAAUCUUUUCUGAUAUUAUGUAUUGUGUAGGUUUGUUCAUUCAACAGUCUUGAAUACAACCUCAUAAUUUACCUAUUCUUGAGCACACACAGAGUUCUGUUCUACGCAGAGAAACAUCAAAUCUGGGAGCAUCCUCCCUCAUGAGAACAUUUUUGUGAUUUUAACAUGUAAACGAAGCAUUCUGGUGCACUCUGACAAGAAAAUAAAUGGAAAAACAAAACAAAAUUUGCUUCAAGUAAAAAAAAUAAAUAAAUAAUAAUAAUAAUAAUUAAUUGACACUAGGGCUGGGAAUUGACACAAAUUUCACAAUUUGAUUCGAUUUUGAUUUAGAAGCUUGCGAUUUGAUGACCUUCAAUUCAAUAAUGAUUAAUUUGGGGGCUAUCAGGUACAGUACAUGGCAAAUUUCCUCAAAGAAAAAAAUAUCUCUCAACUAAUGCUGUAAAUACAGGGAACCACGGCUGUUUUUUUAUGUAGGCCUAAACAUUUAAAUGGUGGCUGUCAUAAAACAGAUUUAUACAUUCAAUAUUGAAGCACAUGUUAAGUACAAAUACAAUUAAUAUGCAAUAGCCUAUAGUGCAUAUUUAGCAAAAUGCUCCUCUCUAAUUUCAUUUUUGUAGCUGACUAAUGAGUUUUUGGACAUUGAAUGGGUUUUCUGAGGUAAAUGUUAUGGUAAAUGUGACAUUUUUACAAGCUGUUUUAUUGACGCGUUUCCACAGUUGAAACACAGAUUAAUCGAUUACAUGUCACAUGAUAUGGAUUUGUACUGUAUCUUUCAACCUGAUGAUGUUCAUUCAUGUUUAUGUCAUGUUGUAACUAAUAAAGCAGAAGAGAUGAUCGGUUCAUGUGUAGGGGUGGGACGAAAUAUCGAUAUGGCGAUAUAUCGUCGUCCUUCUCUGUGCGAUACUAGAAUCGUAACUUCAAAGCGGCGCUCAACACAUUAAUGAGGGAAACGUGAACAUAAGUUAACUAGCCUAAGAAAAAAAGGGUUUUAACAGGAUGGCAUACAGCAGUGUGAGUAAAAUAGAUGCCCCAGCCAUAUUUAAGUUCAAAGUCUUGACGCACUUUUAUACCAUUGAUGUGACAAACGUAGACCUCUUUGAUGUUCUUCACCGAGCGCUUAGAUAUACACGGGAGUGUUUGAAAGCAUAUAUUAGAGAUCCGCUGAUAGAUGCCUGCUUUUGAACGCUCCCGUGUAUAUCUGUGUAAGCGCUUGGUGAAGAACGUCAAAGCGUCUGUUUGCACCUGGUCACUUCAUGCAUUUUCUCUGAUCGGGCAGAUAUCCGAUCGUGAAAAGCUCAUUUUACAUAUUAAAAUGAGCUUUUAUCUUCAGCAUAUCAUAUAUAUCAUAUAUAUCUUAUGCAAUUUGACAAAUGUGCACUCCUGGUUAAACAUUUGGAAUAAUUUAGAUUUUUUUAAAAAUGUUUUUCUAAGAAAUCUCUUGCUCACAAAGGCUGCAUUUAUUUGAUCAAAAAUAAAUUUACGAUUGAAAAGAAAAGUUAAAAGUUAAAUUUACAAUUUAAAAGAGCUGUUUUGAUAUAUUUUAAAAUGUAAUUUAUUCAUGUGAUGGCAAAGAUGAAUUUUCAGCAACAUUACUUCAGACUUUAGAUUCACAUGAUCCUUAGUGCUUAAAGGGAUAGUUCACCCCAAAAUGAAAAUUAUCUCAUAAUUUACUAACCCUCAAGCCAUCCUAGGUGUAUAUGAUUUUUGGCCAAAAACAAUCAGAGUUAUAUUAAAAAUAUCCGGGCUCUUCUAAGCUUUAAGUCGCAACCAUCUCAGACCACUUUCAACCCAUCGUCACCAGAUCAGCACGCUCCGCCCAUUCGUUCGCUUUCCCCAGAAUUCUGAUUCACCACACCUGCACUUCUUCUCAGUUCUCACUAUAAAGACACACACAACCUCCACUCCUUUGUCUAGUCUCAUCUCUAUGUACACGAACAGACUCCUA